GUGCUGGACCCUAUAUGUUCAGCAGACAAUACCGUAGUGAAACUUCAGUGCGGGAGACUCCGUUAGGAGCUGUAGCAUUGUGCGUGGCCUUCAAGCUUUCUCGCUGCCGUUUCUGCCAGCCUCGAGAGCUUACCCAAGUCAUUCGCCUCUUAUCUCUCGCUGCACUCCGUCCUCUCCACCGUAACUUCGUCGUCGUUUCUCCCGUCGCCGUAUUCCGCUGACUGCUCCUCGGCCCAUUAUCUACCGUCUCGCUGCGCCUAUCCUCCACCGUGCAUCCUUGAUAUUGCCGUCACCUCACGCCCGCAUGGGGCCUGACGACACUGUGCGCGACACUGCGACAAAGUCGCAAUUCCUUCCACCCGUCGUACGACCCGUUCCGCCCGCCAUCGCAAAAUGCCUGGAUCGCGUGCGACAGUCUCUGCAAGUGACGUUCAAGGAAUUCGUCGCAGACGGCCGCCAAAGCAAGAACGGCGACUCAAGCGACUCAGCCGGCGACAGCUCUGGAUUGGUUCAGAUCCGCUGCCGCGACGCGCAGCGCGAUCAGAUCGUCGCAUUCUGUCGUGAGCAUGCGACUAAAGGCCGCGCGGGCAGCCUAUACGUUUGCGGCUGCCCAGGAACAGGAAAGACCCUGAUGCUGUCGCAAGUGGCGAAAGAGGUGUCCACGUGGACGAAUGCCGCCGGCCAGCCCCUGUGUGCGCCGGUGUACGUCAAUUGCAUGGCCCUCACCGACCCCGCCGACCUCUUCCCGCAGUGUAGUCAUGGGGGCAGCUGCACGGGAGAUGCGAGCAGUGGUGGUGGCAAGGGCGGGAGGAAGGCAAUGAUUCUGGUGGUGGCGGACGAGGUGGAUCAGCUGGUGAGGGGCAGGGACUGCAGCGCGCUCACGCACCUCUUCCAGCUGCCCUCCUCACACGCCCUCUCGCGCUGCAUCCUCGUUGGAAUAUCAAACUCCAUCCACCUCAUCGACUCCGUGCUGCCACACCUCUCUCAACUCAACUGCAGGGGUGUCUCAGCACGCCCAACGCUGCUGCCAUUCCCAGCAUACGACCGCAAUCAAAUCUACGAGAUUCUUUCCCAAAGGCUCCAGGCCGCGGCUGGCGUGCAGGCGGAGGGAGCAGCAGCGCCCAGGGCAGCAGCAGGGGAGGGAGGCGGCAGGGAGAGUGCGUCAGUGGCGUUCUCAUUUGAGCCCAUGGCGCUGCACCUCUGUGCGCGGAAAGUGGCAGCAGCAUCGGGGGACAUGCGGAAGGCUCUUGACAUCACAAGAAUGGCAGUCGAUGUUCUCGAGGACGAGCUCAGGGCAGAGCAGAGGGAGGUGGAUGUGAGGGAGGCCGCAUCUGGAACAGGCCCACCUGGUGCACUUCCCGCUGGGGCGGCAGCAGGCGGCAGGAGCAACAAGCGGGUGGCAGGGGGAGAAGCAGACGGGCAAGCAGAGAGCAAGAGGCAGAGAGACGGAGUGCAACAGCCGAGGCAGGACGCGCAAGAGAGAGCCACCCUGAUUUCUGGCACCCAGGCCAAGGGGCUUGCUGGCGGUGGUGGUGCUGGUGGCGCUCAGGCGACUGGCUGCACCAAUGGUGGUGGUGGCAGCGGUGCAGCAUGUGCUCUGGGCGCUGAAGCAGCCUGCCCCAGUUGGAGCCUGCCCGUCAAGCUGGACGUGCACCACAUGGCCCAGGCGCUUUCCUGCUCCUUCGCUUCCUCUACGGUCGACUCCAUCCGCUCACUGCCCCUGCACCAGCAGAUGGUGCUGGUGGCGUGUGUGCAGCAGCACCAGCAGCAGAGGGCGCGGCACAGGUUCAUCAGCAAGGGGAAGCCUGCAUCCACCACCAAGGACUUUCUCCUCUCCCAGCUGUACAGUACCUACAUGGCCUUGGCGCGCUCGCUGCACGUGCCAGCAGUCACGCUCAACGAGGCCACUGAUAUGUGCGGCAUACUGCAAGGGCAGGCUCUUUUGCAAUUCGUGGGUGCUGGUAAGAAUGCUGCACGCCCCCAGGCCAAGUGCAAAGUGAUGCUCAAAGCGAGUGCUAGCGAUGUGAUAUUUGCCCUCCAGGGGGUGCGUCUAUUUAAGCAAGUCCUUACCGAUAUUGCAGCAGAUGUUGAGGUUUGAUUUAUGGAGAUGUGUUGCUUGAACCCAACCUGUUAAUGUGGUAGCGAAGUGAUGUAGUAUUUCAUUAUU
Messenger RNA from Closterium sp. NIES-67, 2167 nucleotides. NCBI's taxonomy places the organism in Eukaryota, Viridiplantae, Streptophyta, Zygnematophyceae, Desmidiales, Closteriaceae. The record is from the annotation of a GenBank genome assembly.